CUAAGGUGCAACAGGAAAUUGAUGAGGUGGUGGGUACAAAUCGCACUCCAAGCAUGGAAGACCGAUUGAAGAUGCCUUUCACAAAUGCUGUUGUUCAUGAAGUUCAGCGAUAUCAGAAAGGGUCUCUUGAGACCUUUCCACGGGCAGCAACUUGUGAGACAAAGUUCCAUGGUUACAACAUUCCCAAGUCCAUGCCUAUUGUGCCAGUCUUCUCCUCUGUACAUUUUGACCCUCUUCAUUGGGAGACUCCAGAAAAGUUCAAUCCCAAUCAUUUUUUGGAUGAAAAUGGCCAGUUCAGGAAAAAGGAUGCUUUCAUGCCAUUCUCAGCAGGGAAGAGGGCCUGUCCAGGGGAGGCCCUGGCUAGGAUGGAGCUCUUCCUGUUCUUCAGUGCUCUGCUCCAGAAUUUCACUUUCUCUCUGGUUGGGGACACCAAAGAUACGGAUGUAAUGUCUUUGUAUACGGACUUCAGAAAUAAUCAAUACCCCCUUAUACGAGCUGCUAAACGUUCAGUGGACACUUGAGGUCAAUAAUUAGGAGAAAGUGUCUACAUUAAUAGUUACUGAAAUAAAGCAUGUGGGAUGACUAUUACAUUUAAAGGUAAUCUUAACAAUGAUGUGGAAUAGAUAUAUAUUAAUUUUUAUAGCAAAGAUAGCUACUUUGAUCUCUUAUCUCAUUACAUAUUUUGGCACAAUUAACAAUACUUCUGAAACACUUAAUAGCUUUUUUCUCCUAAGCUAUAUUCAGAAAACUUUCAAUAUAUAAUCUGUACUGGAGAUUUAACCAUACAAUUAGACGUAUCACAAAUUGAUGUUGUGGACUAAUCUAUAUUUGAAGGAAACAGGGAAGAUCUUGUAUUAGUACACUUUGGCUAAAUGCAAGAUCAAGUCAUGUUUAAAUCUGAUGAUAUCUAACGGUUGCUUUAAAAACUGACAG
Messenger RNA from Notechis scutatus (mainland tiger snake), 933 nucleotides. The record is from RefSeq and is a predicted model, not a curated record. NCBI's taxonomy places the organism in Eukaryota, Metazoa, Chordata, Lepidosauria, Squamata, Elapidae.